AAAACUAAAGAGAAAUAUGAAUAUAUACAUCGAUUUCUUUUUCAAAACGUUAUCGGUAGUGAAAAUAUAUCAAUGCUGAGAUAUUUUUUUCAAUGUUAAUAACGGGAGACAAUCUGUUUAUUCACAAUACAACUCAUAACGGAUUGCCGCGGUUUGCAAAGUGAAUUAGAGCUAUUUUGUCAAGCGUCAUUUCUUCUCGUUAACGCAGCUGCGCCGGCUGAACAUGUCUUGUCCGCGAGAGUCGAAAUUGUCGCGAAAUAGCGCCGUAAUAGCAUAAUCGUCAACUCGCAAUCUCGCAGUCUCGCGUCAGCCUGUCUGUAAAACGGACAAUAGACAAUAACAAAUGCAUUGCCACGGCGCAAAACGAUCGAAAUAUCGCGCACAACAAUGGUGAACGGGCGCGGACAAUAAAUUCGCGGUCGCUGAAGUGGUAGUUACAGUUACAAAUCUAUAUAGAGGGUACUCGCUUCAGAAUUACGGUCACUCAUCUUCCAAUAUCAGCAUGUUACGUAUUUUAACUUGGGUUCUCUUCCUACGCCUGUCUUCCGUCACGCUGUCAUCGGAAGUAACGUCAUACGCGAGAGUAUCGAGAAACGGACAGCCAGGAAGAAGCUCUCAGGAUUCUUUUUCAUGGAUCACCAGGCCCGUAGUGAGAAACGAUACGAGCGCGGAGAACGAGAGUAGAAGUAUAAAUGACGUUGUUAUCACAGCAUCGCCCGUGUACGUUCCGCCCGGGGCUGCUCCGAAGCUGAAGAAAGGCGAGGCGGUCGAGCAUCCAAGAUAUUCGACGCUGGAUCACGAGAUGAUAGCCAAGCUGGACGCGAGCAAGAAGCGAAUUCAACAGCGAUUUAAUCCACCUGCGGCUGGACUCUUCGACAAAGACUCUUCUUACUCGAACGGAAGGCCGCCGAAGGCAGCGGGUAUUUCGGAUCUGGCGACUUCUUCGAACAUAAACUCAUCUACUUUUCUUGGUCCGAUCUUCCCUGGCAUAUACGAAUACAGACCGAUGGGUCCGGUACUCGACGACGAGUCACCGAUGUCGAAACCAAUAAUCAGUAAAUAUCCGCCUGCACCCAUGGAUGACAAGAUUCCAGAUUCCUACAAACCGCCGCCGAACAAAUAUCACUCUAGCGACGUGCACGAAACGGAGUAUCCCAAUUUUGAAAUAGCUUCCUCGUACGACAAUGACAGACCUGGGCCGAAACCUAUGAAAUUUGAGAACCACGAUGACCACCCGCCUCCGUUCAUAGAGGAUUCGUACGAACACGAUCAUCACGAUUUUCAUCACGACGUGAUCUACGAUCACUUACCUGUGUACCACGAGCAUCAUCCCAAGACCACAACGGAGGAGCCGGAGAUGAACGACCAACGACUUGACAAGAGGCCCUACUCGUACUACUUCAUAGGAAAAAAACUCUGGUAUAUACCGCUGUACUUCAGCAUCUACUUUAUAAUAUACAUAGCGGCGCUCGUACUGAAGAGCGUCGCCCGACACAAGAUCAAUUUUCCGGCUCACUUGGCGGAAGCUGUGAAUCAUCGUAGAAGACGCGAAUCUAGCGAAGGAUGGUGGCACUUUACCGAAAGAAUACUCGAAGGGAUAGAACGAUUUGCUGAAACGUCCGCUAAAAGUUCUGAACGUUGAAUAAAAACUGCUGAUGAAAAAAUUUCUGAGAAAAAAUCAAUGUAUGUACUUCUAAUAAUCACUCGCCGUUCGAAUACAUUCGAGUAGUUUUGAAUACAGGCGAUUGAGUAUAGAUAUAUGUUCAUAAUGUGUAAGAUAUUGUUAAAAACGUUUUUACCAUUGAUAAUUAUUAUUUAUAUGUAUAGUAAUUAUUCAUAAAUAUAUGUAUCCAUUAUUUAUGCAUAAUUUAUGGUAUCUUAAAUAGAGCAAUUGCGCUAAUCAAUAUAUGACAAUUAUGUAAAAGUUACAAGCUGUAUUAUAUAAGUUUAAAUAAAUUAAUAUAAAGUGCGUUCCUAA
This is a messenger RNA of Solenopsis invicta (red fire ant), 1978 nucleotides long. RefSeq lists its product as uncharacterized. Lineage: Eukaryota; Metazoa; Arthropoda; Insecta; Hymenoptera; Formicidae. The transcript has 4 exons. The record is from RefSeq and is a predicted model, not a curated record. The coding region runs from base 503 to 1642 and encodes 379 amino acids.